Uncinocarpus reesii 1704 is the source of this 5808-nucleotide messenger RNA. Its product is annotated as IMP-specific 5'-nucleotidase 1. Gene Ontology annotation, molecular function: magnesium ion binding; phosphatidylcholine lysophospholipase A1 activity. The record is from RefSeq and is a predicted model, not a curated record. The transcript has 7 exons. Gene Ontology annotation, biological process: phosphatidylcholine metabolic process; nucleotide metabolic process; nicotinic acid riboside biosynthetic process. The coding region runs from base 1 to 5808 and encodes 1935 amino acids. NCBI's taxonomy places the organism in Eukaryota, Fungi, Ascomycota, Eurotiomycetes, Onygenales, Onygenaceae.
AUGACGACACGGUACCGGGUUGAAUACGCUUUGAAGUCCCAUCGAAGGGAUCAACUGGGACUGCUUGCUGUCCCUUUUGUGCUGCAUUCACAACCUGCAGCCAUAUACAACGAGCACAGCCAGAACCUUGUCUAUCUUGCAGAGCGUACGCAUGAUCGAUAUGUUGAGAUUAUGCGAGAUGUUGAGCAUCUAAUCAACGACCAUAUUAAGCAUCAAAAUUCGGGCACAAGUGGCCGGUCAACCUUGAAGAUGUUGAUUCCUUCUGUGGGCACGUUCUUUACGCCGCUACUACUCGAAGAGGCAUUUGAGUAUCAGGAUAAAAAACGGUUCAUUAGUAGCCGGCGAUUUGUCCCACCGUCAUUCAAUGACAUCCGCUUAACAUUGAAUACAGCCCAGCUGAUGGGCCUUGUUCGUCGCAGCCAGGUGCAAUUGAUCACUUUCGACGGAGAUGUAACACUCUAUGAAGACGGUGCCUCACUAACGCCAGACAACGAGGUUAUAUCUCGCAUCAUUCGUUUACUAGGACAAAACAAGCAAGUUGGUAUCGUGACCGCGGCCGGAUAUGUUAGCGCAGACAAGUAUUAUGACCGGCUGCAUGGUUUGUUGGACAGGAUCCAGGGCGCGACGGAGUUGACGGCUACCCAAAAGAAAAGCCUAAUAAUACUCGGCGGCGAGAGCAACUUUAUGUUCGAAUUUGAUCCUGAUUCUCCUCAUCGAUUGAGCUGGGUGCCGCGAAGCCAAUGGUUGUUGGAGGAGAUGAAGGCUUGGACAGAGGAAGAUAUCAAGGAGUUGCUUGACGUUGCCGAAGCUGCUCUUCGUGAUUGCGUCUCGAAUUUGAAUUUACCAGCCUCGAUUCUCCGCAAGGAGCGAGCAGUGGGAAUAUACCCUCUUGAAGGGCACAGGAUGCACCGUGAGCAACUAGAAGAAACAGUCCUUGUCGCCCAGCAGACGGUCGAAACAUCUGCUGUCGGACGCCGGCUGCCCUUCUGCGCUUUCAACGGUGGAAAUGACGUUUUUGUCGACAUUGGCGAUAAAUCCUGGGGUGUUCUUUGCUGCCAGACCUACUUUGGCGGCAUUGACAGAUCCAAGACACUGCAUAUCGGUGAUCAAUUUCUGUCUGCUGGCGCAAACGAUUUCAAGGUCAUGGCCGAGAAUCCUGCGGCUGUGGCGCCAGACCGGCCAGCCUCGCAUCUCAUCUCGUCCCCUGGCAGUGACGCAGGUGGUCUUCGGUCCCCCCAGAUCGCUUCCAUCUCAUCUUCGACGGCGAGUUCCCCGACCGAUGCCUGGAAUCCAGACCCACUCACGUCUUCCCGGCCUGUCUUUUCUUUUUCUACCUCCCUGCCGCCCUGCCCCUCCCCCGCGACGUCUUCUUGCCCUACCAUCUCUCCUCCCGAUCUUCUUCAGGGCAUUGUACCUCAACUUGCAAUGGCGUCCUAUAUCGGGCGUUUCCUUCUCUACCUCUUCCAGGUGGUGCCCAGCCUGCUCUACUGGGUUAUCACUUUCAGCACCAUCACAGUCCCUACCGCGCUGUUUACCCUCUUCUCCAUGAGCCUGACUUUCACCAUGAAUUUUACAACUUUUUGGUUUAUUCGCUAUCGAUUCCUUAAUAUCUACUCCCGUCUGCCUCCAGAACCCCAAAGAAAAGAACCAGAAAUAGAUUUAUUCCCCGAUUCGCAAGAUGGCGAUUCAAAACCAGGAUUGUCAAAUUACCUAGACGAGUUCCUUAGCGCAAUAAAAGUGUUCGGUUAUCUAGAGCGGCCAGUGUUCCAUGAGCUUACGCGAACAAUGCAAACACGCAAGUUGAUUGCGGGAGAAACCCUGCUACUAGAAGAAGAGAAAGGCUUUUGCUUGGUUGUUGACGGGCUAGUCCAAAUCUUUGUCAAAUCCAUGCAGGAAAGGCAUGAUGAUCGAGAUGGUGGCCCGGUGGAUGAGAUGGUGGAAGAUUCAGCUGAAGAGGACGAUGGGCUCCGGCGUCGAGGCCACCAAGGCUACCAGUUGUUGACGGAGGUGAAAAAUGGCGCAUCCAUGUCGUCACUGUUCUCAAUUCUCUCCCUCUUCAGUGAGGACGUCAAAUUACGACACACCGAGGAUAUGGAAUCCAGUUCUUCCAGUUUUGUUGGCACUAAUGUUCCGGGCCCUGAAUCACUCCCGAUGAGCCCAGCACCGCUUAUGGAAAGUCCAAUGAGAUCGAACUUCUCAGAUCAACGAGAUAUCUCGGCACAACUAGCCGGAGGCGCAUUACCCAAGGUCCCUCCGUUAGUCUUGGAGGGCAGUCCGGGGCAGCAUCCAAAACAUCAUGGCCACAAACGUACAAGGCCUUCGAAGCUUAAAAGGGAGAAAUCUGUCCACCCCGACAUUUUGGCUAGAGCAAUGGUGGAUACCACCAUCGCUAUUAUUCCGGCCAGCGCUUUCCGACGCUUGACUAGAGUUUAUCCAAAGGCUACUGCACACAUUAUACAAGUGAUCCUUACGAGACUUCAAAGGGUCACCUUUGCUACUGCUCACUCAUACCUCGGACUGACUACGGAGGUCUUGAGCAUUGGGAAACAAAUGACCAAAUACACUUCCUUCGAUCUCCCCAAUCAUCUACGCGGAGCUGCAUUGGAUCAUCUCAAGGACAAAUUCACAAAGGAGAAGGAAAGAUUGGGCCCGGAAGAUGGAGCUAAAGGAAUUGCGCUUCACAAUCCAGCUGCUAACCGGAGAAGACGUUCAAGUAGCUCCCUUAGAAAAGAUGCCGCAAUCCAUGCUAAGUUUACAGCUGUACGUGGUAAAGGGACUAGUCCCAAUGGUCCUCGCUAUGGUGACCAUGAGUCUACUGGUGUUAGCCCCGGCGACUUGUUAUCUACCAUUCAACUUUCACGAUUUGGCCCUCGAUAUGGAAGUGAACGUUUGAACGGCAGAAGUGUAUUUUACGACGCAACCUCUGGUUUGAAAAGCCCCGCUGAAGGCCCGCCCAGUCCGUUGGCUACUGCUGGCCAGCCGCUCUUCAAACUGCCGGCCCAGAACGUUAGCUUUCAAAGGCAGGACGCAUUGGAUCAAGAUGCCCUCUUCCGCGAAUCCAUUCUGGAUUGCAUGAUGAAAGCAUUAGGUCUGACGGGAAGCACCACAGAUGCAUUGCGUAAAGCUCAGAACUCGGGUGACGCGUCUCCGCAGCUAGUGUCCUACGACUCGCGCCGCCAGAAAGCUGUUUUCAAUAAUGCGUUUGGUUUUAUAGACCCGUAUGAUGGUUUAUGUGACGGAGAUUCGGAAUCUCUCAUGUCAAUGUCGGUUACAUCAGCAGGCGGCACCUCUCCGAUCCAUAGCCUUCGAUUAGAGCUGCAAGACGAGAUUGAGAUAGUUUAUUUCCCGAAAGGCUCAGUUCUUGUUGAGCAAGGGGAGAGAAAUCCGGGCCUAUAUUAUGUCAUUGAUGGGUUCCUAGAUGUCGGUAUCCCUGUCAAUGAAAAGGGCGAAGAUCUCAUUGGUUCUUCCCGUGGACCAACAGCGGAAGACCUUUUGCUGCCGAUAACAGGGGCUGUUGGCAAUGCCUCUCGAGUAUCAACGACGCUUGGCAGCGGGCAAUUUCAGAGGAAGAAAGCCUCCAGGCGUUCGCUAUAUAUGGUAAAACCUGGCGGGAUCGAAGGAUAUAUUGGGUCUAUAACAUCAUAUCGAUCUUUUACCGAUGUCACUGCGAAGACAGAUGUCUAUGUCGGAUUUCUUCCGCGUACUGUUCUUGAGAGAAUUGCUGAUCGAUAUCCUUUGGUUAUGCUUACAAUGGCAAAGCGACUAACGACUGUCCUGCCGCGCUUGAUUCUGCAUAUUGAUUUCGCCCUUGAAUGGGUGCAAGUCAACGCUGGCCAAGUAAUAUACCAUCAAAGUGAUGAGAGCGACGCUAUUUACAUCGUCCUCAACGGUCGACUUCGGUCUGUCUUGGAUAAGGGUGAUGGAAAAGUUAGCGUUGUCGGCGAGUAUGGUCAAGGUGACAGCGUUGGUGAAUUAGAAGUCAUGACAGAGUCGACACGUCCGGCAACACUGCAUGCAAUUCGUGAUACGGAAUUAGCAAAGUUCCCACGAACGCUUUUUAAUAGCCUUGCUCAGGAACAUCCCGGUAUCACUAUUCAAAUAUCAAAGUUAAUAGCCCAGAGAAUGCGGCAUAUAAUAGAUAACCCACUUGAGAGAGGUGGCGACAAAGGAAGCCCAGACAGUGCGAAAACGACCACGUCAACGCUGAAUUUACGAACUGUCGCGGUUCUCCCGGUUACGGCUGGCAUUCCGGUUGUAGAGUUUGGAAACAGGCUUCUAAAUGCAUUUAGUCAGGUCGGAGUGACCAACGGGGUUACAUCUCUACACCAGGCCGAUAUUUUGAACCACCUUGGGCGCCAUGCUUUCAGCAAGAUGGGUAAACUUAAACUCGCCCAAUACCUUGCUGACCUUGAAGAGAGAUACGGAAUGGUUCUUUACAUUGGCGAUACGAGCGUGAAUGCACCCUGGACGCAGACCUGUAUCAGCCAAGCGGAUUGUAUCCUUCUUGUUGCGGUUGCUGAAGGCUCACCCGCUAUUGGUGAAUAUGAGCGCUUCCUCCUUGGUAUGAAGACGACAGCGAGAAAGGACCUUGUUCUAUUGCAUGUUGAAAGAUACUCCCCGCCGGGUCUUACCAGACAAUGGCUGAAAAAUCGCAUGUGGAUCAACGGUGGCCACCAUCAUAUCCAAAUGGCGUUUAGGCUCACCGCUGAGCCCGUCCAUCCAGAAACCAAGCGCUUGGGUGCGGUACUAAAACAACGAGUGCAGGUUAUCCAAGCGGAGAUUCAAAAGUACACUUCUCGAAGGAUCAGGCAAACGCCAGUUUACUCUACAUCUACUCCCUUUAAAGGUGAUUUUUUCCGUCUCGCACGUCGCCUAUGUGGCAAGUCUGUGGGCAUUGUGUUAGGCGGCGGGGGCGCUAGGGGAAUUGCGCAUAUUGGCGUGAUUAAGGCAUUGGAGGAAGCCGGUAUUCCAAUCGAUAUUAUCGGAGGAACAUCCAUCGGAUCGUUUAUUGGCGGGUUAUACGCGCGAGACGCGGACGUCGUUCCCGCAUAUGGCCGUGUAAAGAAAUUCGCCGGGCGUAUGGCCAGUAUGUGGCGAUUCGCAUUGGACCUCACAUACCCAUCAGCUUCGUAUACCACGGGUCAUGAAUUUAACCGCGGAAUUUUCAAAGCGUUUGGAAACAGCCACAUUGAGGAUUUUUGGCUGGAGUUCUACUGCAAUACGACCAAUAUCAGCAAGUCUCGAAACGAGUUCCAUUCAUCUGGGUACGCUUGGCGGUAUGUCCGUGCUUCGAUGUCGCUUGCGGGAUUACUGCCUCCACUCUGCGAUGAAGGCAACAUGCUCCUUGACGGUGGGUAUGUGGACAACCUCACUGUUGCACGGAUGAAAUCUCUCGGUGCAGACGUGAUAUUUGCCGUGGAUGUCGGCUCUAUUGAUGACAAUACACCGCAAGGAUACGGCGACUCGCUGUCCGGUUUCUGGGCACUAGUCAACAGAUGGAACCCAUUUUCAUCUCUCCCUAACCCCCCAACGCUCUCUGAGAUUCAAGCCCGUCUUGCAUACGUCUCAUCCGUAGAUGCAUUGGAGCGCGCAAAAACGAUGCCCGGGUGUCUGUACAUGAGACCACCCAUCGAUGCGUUCGGGACGCUUGAAUUUGGAAAAUUCGACGAGAUUUACCAGGUUGGAUAUAAGUUUGGCAAGGAGUUCUUGGAGCGGUUGAAGAACGAGGGUGGAUUGCCGAUCCAGGAGGAAACGGAGGAGAAAAAGAAGCUGAGACGGACCAUGGCACCAAGACGAGCAAGUAUCUGA